UCCCCGUCCCGAGUGCCCGACGGCCCCGCUCAUUCAUUGCCCCUUCUCGGGCUCCUCGGUGCCCCGCGCGUGCUGUCCGACGGCCGUCCCACUGUCGUGCUCUGCUCCGCCGGCUGCGCGGCUCCCGUCCGUGACUUGUGCCCGUGUCGCCGCCCGUGUCCCCGCUGUCCGAGCGAGCGCACGUUUCCCUGCUCGCUCGGGCUGCUCACUCCCGCGCCCCGCCCUGGCUGCCCCUUCCCGGGGUGUUUGAUUUCUCGUUGGAUCGGCGUUUCCCGAACAAGACGAUGGGCGGGUGCUGUCCUAUUCUCCCGAUCACUUCCAUUGCUUUGGCAUAGUCUUUCCUGAGCGCCCCCCUCUACCCCUGUUCGCCUGCCCCUUUCUUUCUCCAAGACAGACUUUGCUGCUUAAAGAUGUUGCCUUCCUCCGCCUCUUGGCUUCAGCACCCUUUUCCAGCUCCCCUCGUAGGUCUGUGCGUCUCCCCGACCCAGCCCAUACUCACCCUAGUGCUGCCUGCCCCUCUCAGGACGGCCGGGCGAGACUCCUCAGGGACCUCUGUAGUGAGCGUCUCACUUCCCUUCCAGUUCAGUUCUGAAAUUCGCAAUUGAUUGUGCCUCCCAAGCUGACAUCUUCACUUUCUGCAUUUAAUCUUGCAGCCACAACAUUGAUCACUCGUGAAUAGAUUUAUGCACUUGGGAUCUAGGAAUUCUGGUUUUGAUGACAAUUUUCCCGCAUAGAAAAAAGUCCCUUUCUGUUUCUCUUUUCUGUUUUCACAAUCUGUUGGCAUCUUCUAUUUUUUUGUUCUGUUCUGUUUUGUUUUUUGGUACUGGGGAUCCAACUCGGGACCUUGCGCUUUCGAGGCAGGCGGCAGAACCACUGAGCUAAAUCCCUGGCCCCAUGUUUUCACAAUCUGAAAAAAUAAAAUACUUCCAUUAUUGGGAAGACGAGGGGGUCCUAGAGUUUAUGAGCAUUUGUACUCGUGCAUGUAGGAAUUAUAGCCCCCCCAUAGCUAGUAGGGCAGUCUUAUGAUGAGUCCAGUGAACUAAGUCCAGCAAUCUACGACUAUGCCAUGCUGCCUCUAAUACCCGCUUUUUCUCUUCACAUGCUGAUAUUGAGGAUUCAUGGGUCUUGAGUCGGAGCACCAGCCGUGGGGACCCUGGAGUGGUGUCAUGGAGACUGAGAGUGAGCAGAACUCCAGCUCCACCAAUGGGAGUUCCAGCUCUGGGGCCAGCUCUCGGCCCCAGAUUGCACAGAUGUCCCUGUACGAGCGGCAGGCCGUCCAGGCUUUGCAGGCGCUGCAGCGGCAGCCCAAUGCGGCUCAGUAUUUCCACCAGUUCAUGCUACAGCAGCAGCUCAGCAAUGCCCAGCUGCACAGCCUGGCUGCGGUCCAGCAGGCCACGAUUGCUGCCAGUCGGCAGGCCAGCCCUCCCAACACCAGCACUGCGCCACAGCAGCAGCAGCAGCAGCAGCAGCAGCAGCAGCAGCAGCCGCAGGCGACCACCACCCAGGCCUCAAUCAAUCUGGCCACCACCUCGGCCGCCCAGCUCAUCAGCCGUUCCCAGAGUGUGAACUCUCCCAGCGCCACCACCUUGACCCAGUCUGUGCUGCUGGGGAACACUACCUCCCCACCGCUCAACCAGUCCCAGGCCCAGAUGUAUCUGCGGCCACAGCUGGGAAACCUAUUGCAGGUAAACCGGACCCUAGGCCGGAAUGUGCCUCUGGCUUCCCAGCUGAUCCUGAUGCCCAACGGGGCGGUGGCUGCGGUCCAGCAGGAGGUGCCCUCUGCUCAGUCCCCCGGAGUUCAUGCAGAUUCGGAUCAGGUGCAGAACUUGGCAGUGAGGAACCAACAGGCCUCUGCUCAAGGAGCCCCGAUGCCAGGCUCCUCCCAGAAGGCCAUUCCUCCAGGAGCCUCUCCCAUCUCUGGCCUUUCCCAGACCUCGAACCAGGCGCUCGCUGUGGCACAGGCUUCUUCGGGUGCCUCCGGCCAGUCCCUCAACCUCAGUCAGGCUGGUGGAAGCAGUGGGAGUAGCCUCGCAGGGUCCCUGGGUCCAGGUGGAGGUGGCCAGGCCCCUGGGGGUUUGGGUCAGUUGCCUUCCUCAGCCAUGGGCGGAGCAGGCUGUCCCAGGAAGGGCACAGGAGUAGCCCCGCCCCUGCCAGCAGCCCAGACAGUGACUGUGAGCCAGGGCAGCCAGACAGAGGUGGAAAGCGCAGCGGCCAAAAAGGCGGAUGCGGACGGGAGUGGUCAGAGCGUGGGCAUGAACCUGACGAGGACGGCCACCCCUGCCCCCAGCCAGACGCUCAUCAGCUCAGCCACAUACACACAGAUCCAGCCCCACUCGCUGAUCCAGCAGCAGCAGCAGAUCCACCUCCAGCAGAAGCAGGUGGUGAUCCAGCAGCAGAUUGCCAUCCACCACCAGCAGCAGUUCCAGCACCGUCAGUCCCAGCUGCUGCACACAGCCACACACCUCCAGUUGGCCCAGCAGCAGCAGCAGCAGCAGCAGCAGCAACAGCAGCAAGCCACAACCCUCACUGCCCCUCAGCCACCACAGGUCCCCCCUACUCAGCAGGUCCCACCUUCCCAGUCCCAGCAGCAAGCCCAGACGCUUGUGGUUCAACCCAUGCUUCAGUCUUCACCGCUGUCUCUUCCACCGGACCCAACCCCCAAGCCGCCCAUCCCCAUCCAGUCCAAGCCACCCGUAGCACCUAUCAAACCUCCUCAGUUAGGGGCUACGAAGAUGUCCGCUACCCAGCAGCCGCCACCCCAUAUCCCUGUGCAAGUGGUGGGUACCCGGCAGCCAGGUACGGCCCAGGCGCAGGCUCUGGGCUUGGCACAGCUGGCAGCUGCUGCCCCUGCUUCCCGGGGGAUGCCAAGUCCAGUGCAGCCGGGCCAGGGCCACCUGGCCUCCUCCUCGCCUUCGUCUCAGGCUCCCGGUGCACUGCAGGAAUGUCCUCCUCUGUUGGCCCCUGGGAUGACCCUUGCUCCUGUGCAGGGGACAGCACAUGUGGUAAAGGGUGCGGCCACCACAUCUUCACCUGUGGUUGCCCAGGUCCCUGCUGCCUUCUACAUGCAGUCUGUACACCUGCCGGGUAAGCCCCAGACGCUGGCUGUGAAACGCAAAGCUGAGUCUGAGGAGGAGAGAGAUGAGGUCUCCACCUUGGCUUCAGUGCUUCCUGCCAAGGCGUCUCCUGCCGCAGAGAGCCCAAAGGUCGUGGAGGAGAAGAGAAGUUUUGCGGUGUGUUCUUGUCUUGCAGAGAAAGCUGACCCAGGGACCAGUGUGAAUGCCAGCGCCCCCAGCAGUGAGCUCAUAGCCCUGGCCCCGGCCCCAGGAGCCCCACCUCCAUCACUGGCCAUGGUGUCCAGACAGGUGGGAGACUCGAAACCCCCGCAGGCCAUUGUGAAGCCUCAGAUUCUCACGCACAUCAUCGAGGGCUUCGUCAUCCAGGAAGGAGCAGAACCUUUCCCGGUGGGUUGCUCUCAGUUACUAAAGGAGUCUGAGAAGCCACUACAGACUGGCCUCCCAGCGGGGCUGAGUGAAAGUCAGUCAAGUGGCCCCCUGGGAGGGGACAGUCCUUCUGGCGAUUUGGAUAAGGCGGCAAACCUCCUGAAAUGCGAGUACUGUGGGAAGUACGCCCCUGCAGAGCAGUUCCGAGGCUCUAAGAGGUUCUGCUCCAUGACUUGUGCUAAGAGGUACAAUGUGAGCUGCAGCCACCAGUUCCGGCUCAAGAGAAAAAAAAUGAAAGAGUUCCAAGAAGCCAACUAUGCUCGAGUUCGUAGGCGUGGACCCCGCCGCAGCUCCUCUGACAUCGCCCGAGCCAAGAUCCAGGGCAAGCGGCACCGGGGCCAAGAGGACUCCAGCCGGGGUUCAGAUAAUUCCAGCUAUGACGAAGCACUGUCCCCUACGUCUCCUGGGCCAUUGUCAGGACGAGCUGGGCAGGGAGAUCGUGACCUGGGGAACACCAUUACCGCACCCCCGACACCUGAAUUACACGGCAUAAACCCUGUGUUCCUGUCCAGUAACCCAAGCCGUUGGAGUGUAGAGGAGGUGUACGAGUUCAUUGCUUCUCUCCAAGGCUGCCAAGAGAUCGCAGAGGAGUUCCGUUCCCAGGAGAUUGAUGGACAGGCCCUUUUAUUACUUAAAGAAGAACAUCUUAUGAGUGCCAUGAACAUCAAACUGGGCCCUGCCCUUAAGAUCUGCGCCAAGAUAAAUGUCCUCAAGGAGACCUAAGGUGGCUGUUGGACAGAGUGGCCGAAGGUGGACACUCCCCACUAUCCAGGUUACAACCUGGAGCCAGCAGACUUUGCAGGGAGGAAAGCUGUUCCAAUUAUGUGACCUUCUGGAGGGGGAUUACUGAGCAGGAAAGAGAAGUGUAAGAACUGGUUGCUGGUGCUACGUGGUGGCAGCUUUGACAUUUUCUCUGGGUUUCAUUUUAUUUUAAAAAAUCUUUAUAAUUCUUACCAUAUCCACCUGCCCUAAUGCAAUCUUCACAAAGAGGCAGUCUAGAGAACCAGGACAGCCCAGCCUUUUCCUGGAGUGGAGCAUCUAGCCAGGAUCUCAGUUCUCCAGAAGAGGAAUGUGCUAUAUGGUAAGGCAAGGAAGUGGGUGGAAUGUAGGUUUGCCUCCCCAGGGGCAGAGGUUGGGUUUUUCUAGCUCGUGUGACACGAACAGCAAAAUCUGGUACUCACCCUCUCCCCUCGGGAUUGUCCCACGGUAGCUGUGGCUCAGUUUUGUUAUCACCUAUUCCCUUAGUAUUGAGUAUUUCUCCUGCAUUCAUGGCAGGGUCACCAGCUGGUGUAGGCUUGGUUGGCAUCUUUCUGAUUUGCCACAGGGACUAAAAGCAUUUGACUGGCACACGUGUGGCUAUUGUCAUUCUUUCUGCAUCCCCCUGCUUCCUUCCAAUUUUCUGUUUUCUUCUACUCUCUCUUUUCAAUUCCAACCUCACUGUCCUAUAGCUUUAUAAACACAUGUGUGUGGGUCCAAGGCCAGGAUUGUAAGUACCUGCCUUAGGCACUAUUCCUUAUACAACAAAAUAUUAAAGUAUUUUUUCUUCCUCAGUAAAAGGAUGAAAAUUGGUCUCAGUUGUCUCUUACUCCAUGUAGUCUUCUCUCUCACACAAAUGAUUAGGCCAACAUGUUUUGUGUUUUUUAAUCAUUAAGUGUUUUUGUACAAAAAGUGGUAUACCUUUUUUCAUUUUAAAACACCAGGAUAUGGGGGAAGGAUGCAAAUAAUAAA
This is a messenger RNA of Heterocephalus glaber (naked mole-rat), 5228 nucleotides long. RefSeq names its product polyhomeotic homolog 1 (gene Phc1). Lineage: Eukaryota; Metazoa; Chordata; Mammalia; Rodentia; Bathyergidae. Gene Ontology annotation, molecular function: chromatin binding; histone binding; zinc ion binding. Gene Ontology annotation, biological process: negative regulation of DNA-templated transcription. Gene Ontology annotation, cellular component: PRC1 complex; nucleus. The record is from RefSeq and is a predicted model, not a curated record.